AUGGGUCAGACCGUUUCGCGCGCCUUUUCGAAUUGGAUUUUCAUCGAUAGUCCCUGUAUCCUUCCGCCUCACUCGCCCAGGAGGGAGGGAAAUAAAAUAGUCCCGGAAAGAUGUCUGUCCCGGCGGCCGGAAUUUCUGCAGCUCCAGAAGGGUGAUUUCUGUCAGCAGGUAAGAUUUCCAGUUUCAAAGAUGCCGCUCUUUGGAAAAAUUGUUGUUAUUAAAAGGAAUGGGACCGAUGGAAUCCAUUUUCCACUCACUGCAAGUUCUUGUUUAUUUGGAAGGAAAACGGAGUGCGAUAUCCGCAUACAGCUGCCUCAGGUCUCAAAAGAACAUUGUAAAAUUGAAGUCAAUGAGAACAAGGAGGCAAUCUUAAUUAAUUUAAGUACUGUAAAUCCAACGCAAUUGAAUGGUAACAGUUUUCAGCAACCUGCACAUCUGAAGCAUGGAGAUGUGUUCACUAUUGUUGAUCGUUCUUUCAGGUUUGAAUAUCCUCCUCAAUCAACUCCAAGAAAGAGACUUUCUAGAACUCCAAAAAAUGAAACCCUACAGGUUCUUCAUGUUCAGCAGGUGGCAGAAGUGGAAUUACAGAGCCCAACAUCUAAAAGUCCUCAUACGUCUGAUAAAAACAUAGACAGUGAAGGCCAAAAUUUUGGUGAAAAUGACAAGCAAAGCACUGAGGAAGAUAUUUCCAGAGUUGUACCAGCCAAACAACAUGCAACACCUAAAUCAACAUACAGAACAGCUAAAUCUAACAGAAGAGAAAAUGAGAUGUCUCCUUUUAGCAAACUUUAUGAAUUGUUGAAAAAUGAGAUUGAUGUGAAAACACAGAAAGAUGGCAACGAAGAGAUACUUAUGCCACGACAAGCAGAGACUAAUGCCCAGCAAAUUUCAUUAUUGAUAUUUCCAUCUGGUCAAGAGACCCAAACUAAGGAAAAAGAGACAAUCAUUGGUGAAGAUAUUGAACAGUCUAAAGUUAAAGAACAAGAAAUAAACGAUGUGGAACUUAAUCAGAUUUCUACUGAAGGAAAUAGUUCUAAGACCAAUGAAAUAAGUUCUGCAAAUUCAGGUGAACCACAGACUGGACAAGAUCCAUCAUUAGGAGUUAAAGCAACAGAAAUUGUAAAUGAAAUUCAAAAGAAAGAUGUAGUGUGCAGUAGUGUUCGUGGGAAUGAAUCCUGUAUUUUGGGAAAAAGUAAUAAAUAUUCAAAGCAAAAGAGAAAUAGUAAACAGCUUACACCAAGAAAAUCCUUAAAUGCAGAAGAAGUGCUAAAAGAAAUUCAUGAUGAGACUUACUCAGUUAGCAUAACUAAGGAGAGAGAUUCUGAAACCGUUGGAUUUUCUCCUGGGUAUAGUGAUUCCAAAAGCCCCAAAGGGAGUGUUAGACAAAGUAAAAAAAUUUCAAAUAAAAGUCCAUUAUCAGAGUUAUUAACUCCGGAAAGGUUAACACCGAAAGAUGAAUCUUCUGCUAGCCAUAAACAUCACUCUGGAGCGCGAAGGGGAAGACGAAUGAGCUCUGGAAAGAUGGCUGAAGAAACAUUGGAGAGAGAUCCAUCUCAAGAACAUUACAAGAAUGUAGAUAUUAAAGGUAGGGAUGUUAAAGAAAAGCUGAGCACAGAGAACUACCAACAGAAAUUAGAGGUGGAAGAUGCUAAUAUUGUACUGGGACCUCACAGGUUGUCAUCAAAAAGAAGGUGCUCUGAAAGUGUUGCACUUCUGAGAGAUGAUGAAGUAGCAUCAGAAAUAAAUAUUUCUAGCCUACCUAUUGAAGAGAAAAAGUCAGGUGAGACAAAGAGGUUACCUCAAAAGCGGAAAAGUGGAGAGCUUGAGUUGUUACAUCAGCCUUCUGGGAAAAGAAAGAGAGUGUCCUUUGGUGGUCAUCUCAGUCCUGAACUUUUUGAUAAAAGUCUACCACCCAAUUCACCACUUAGAAGAGGUGCAAUUCCAGCAAGGUUAAGCUUACCAUUUGGAAAUUCACCUCGUGCAGUUCUGAAGAAGGGACAGGGAUUCAAACGUCUUGUAAUCAAGGAUCUUUCAGAACAUUUGCAGAGACAAAAAUCAUCACAAAAAAACUUGCCCGCCAGGAGGUCCCCGGCUGCCUCGCCGCCCGCCAGGAGGUCCCCGGCUGCCUCGCCGCCCGCCAGGAGGUCCCCGGCUGCCUCGCCGCCCGCCAGGAGGUCCCCGGCUGCCUCGCCGCCCGCCAGAAGGUCCCCGGCUGCUUCGCCGCCUGCCCUUGAAAAAAUGUCACCUAAGCUCACUGCAAACUCCCCAUCAAAUACACCAUUCACAAAAGGACGUUUCUCUAUUUCUCACAUUAGCACACCAUCUCCUACUUCAAAGGAGCAGGGUACUGCUGCAACAGAAGUUAAGGAAAGUGAUGGAGAUUUUACUGGAGUCAAGAUACCUGAAUCUUUACAUAUUAACCAGGAACAUCAGGUGUCUGUGCCAACUACACCUAAACAAUUAAUAAGGCGUAGUAUAAGAUUUUCUGCAAAGAGAACUCCCAUGAAGAGGAGGAGUGAUGCUGUGGAAACAAUUCAUUCUAAAAGAAGAAGUGGUGCUUCUAAAGCCAAUUUGCUAGUUGCAAAAUCUUGGGCAGAAGUGGUGAAGUUGGGUGUUGCAAGACCACAAGUAAAGGCUGUUAAAAAAUGUGUUCUCAAAGGAAAAUCAACCAAGACAUUAACAAAAUCACCAAAGACUCCAGCAAGAAAAGUAAAGGGUCAUUUUAGUACAGGUCAUGCAGAUUCUCCAGCUACAAUAGUGAUAGGAAGAGCUCAUACCACCACAGUGAAGCUGGUUGGAGAGGCCCCUAGAGUGGUCAAGAAUUGUGCUUUGAAACAAAACAUGGAUAUAAAUGAAAGCUUCACAGGAAUGACUGAGAUGUUUAGAACUCCAGUAAAUGAAAAUCAAAGAAGUCCAUCUUUAUCUGCUGCUCACAAGACUGAUCUUACACCAUCAUGUGCUGAAGUAGAAGGUUCUGAGGUACACACUCCAGAGGAGUCUGGAGAGAUGGUAAUAUCACCAUUAAGUACCUCAGGCAUGUCACAACAGAGAAAAGAUUGUCAAGAUGUUGUAUCUCGCUUCCUGAGAGUGGAGAAGUCUCCAAAUUCUGCUUUUGUGGCUAUUAAGUUAAAGCAGACUCCUAAAAAAGAGAGAACUGUACUGGAAGAGAAGAUGGAAAUGAGUAAUCCGUUAGUAAUGCCAGAAAAGCAUGCAACUGAGAUGAGAGUGGGAGUUAAAAGGCUUGUGAAGACUCCAAAGCAAAAGACGGAACCCGUCGAGGCUCUCUCGGGCGUCAAAAGGCUCUUGAGGACUCCAAAGCAAAAGACCGAACCCGUCGAGGCUCUCUCGGGCGUCAAAAGGCUCUUGAGGACUCCAAAGCAAAAGACUGAACCCGUCGAGGCUCUCUCGGGCGUCAAAAGGCUCUUGAGGACUCCAAAGCAAAAGACCGAACCUGUUGAGGCUCUCUCGGGCGUCAAAAGGCUCUUGAGGACUCCAAAGCAAAAGACCGAACCCGUCGAGGCUCUCUCGGGCAUCAAAAGGCUCUUGAGGACUCCGGAGCAGAAGAUGGAACCUCUUACAGAUGAAAUUGCCUUAAAAAGAUUACUAAAGACUCCAGCACAAAAAAAGCAAAUAGUAAAUGAUCUGGUGGGAGUUUCUUUUAUGAAGAGAACACAAAAGCAGAAAUGUCAGCCAGUAGAAGACAUGAUAGGGAUCAGCCAUAUGAAAACAUCUAAGCAGAAAAUCCAAUCAGAAGAUACGGUAGGAAUCAAAAGGCUAUUGAAGACAUCAAAUGAAAGAGUUGAACCAGUAGAAGACAUGUUUGGUAUCAGCAGACUACUGAGGACACCAAGGGAAAAAUAUCUACCGGUUGAUGAUUUUGUGGGACUGCAAAAGUUUAUGGCUGAGCCUAAACAAAAAUAUUCAAAUUCUGAAGUGGAUUAUGCUGGUGUUAAAGAAAUUUUUGAUACACCAAAGGAAAUUAAGGUCAAAGUUACGGAUCUCAUGCAAGAAAAUAAUUCUCCUCAUAUUGAUCCUAAAAGUGAACAUGAAUCCAGAGGAAAUUAUGAAAGAGAACUGAAGCGAGAGAAAAAAAUGGAAGAUUCACUUGAAAAAACAUCACUCCCAUUUGUGAGAUCAAGGAAUAGAAACAUUAAAAAUGAACAAGAAUUGCAAGAAAGCCUUGAACAUGCAUGUAUUUCACCUGAGUCAGAAAUUGUGAAAAAUAUAGAAAAUAUUGAAAAAGAAAAAAUGAGUGAUAGCUCUCAGACAGAGAGCCAUAAUCUCUCAAAUUCAGUAAUCUCUCUUUUACUUACCAAAAUGGAUCCAGUUCAAGAACCAGCUGUGCAACUGCAAAGAGAAUUAAACCAAUAUUUGAAAGAUAGUGAUGAUAAAGAAUUGCUUUUUGAAAAUCCUGUUGCCCCACAAUUAAAUCUUAUCCAGGAAUCUAUCGAUUUGUCCAGUAAAGACAAAAAAUCUACAAGGGCAAAACAGCAGAAAAUAGAAAUAAAAGAGAACCCCUCGUCACUAAGAGAAUGUGAAGAAAAUCUAAAGAAGAAUGUAAAUUUACUAGAAUUACCAGUUCUGAUGAAAGAGAGGAUUGAAGACCAGAAGGAAGAGGCUGUUGCUUUCACUUCUGUAGUUAAAAAUCUAGGAAGAAAUGAGAGAACCAAUCAGUGUAUGCAAGAAGAAAUUAUUUCAAAAAUUCAUGUUCACAAACAACUUGACAAAAAUAAGGAAGCUGUUUCCGCAGGAGAAAUAAAUGGAACUUUUCAUAGCUCCAGAAGAGGUAAAAGGAGUCUUGAGUCUCAUGAUAAAGAUUCUUUAAUGCUACAAAGAGAAACUAAAAGUAUGAAACAGAAUUUGCAGACUGUGCAUCAAUCUGUCACAAAUCACAUUUUAAUAAUGGAAAAUGAUCAAAGUCUGAAGACAGCAAAUGUAUCUAGUAGCAGUAAAAAUGUAAAAGGGCACCCUCUACAAACAGGGCUUAUAGCACCUGAGGAUAAGUCUGGUCAAGAUAGUGUAAAAAAUAAUGAAAAGGUGGCUCUGUCAGUUAGGAAGAGGUCUACAGGGGAGAAAAAAUUAGAAAUGCUAGAAUCAUUAGUUCCAGCUAAAAGAACCAGAAGAGGGAAAACGGAAGAUAACAAACAGGGAUUUACAGAGGAACAUGAUGCAAAAGAAAAACCCCAAAGACAGACAACAAGGAACCCUGGUAGAGCAGAAACAGAAAAGUGCAUACAAACAGAUAAAAAGGAUUUUGCCAACAGUAUCAUUGAGGCUGCUGCAGUAAAAGAAUCUGAAAUCAAUAAACCAAUAAACCUUGAAAUUAUAGUAACAGAAAUGAAAGGAAGAAAAUCUUUGAGAGUAAAAUCUAGAAAGCAAUUAGAGGAAACAAAGAACGUAAGUACAGAGAUGGGACCUGAAAAUGUAAGACGUGUCCAGGAAACCAAGAAAACAUCAAAAGAAACUGUAGUUAAAACACACAAAUCUAUAAAAAAUGAGACAAAAGCAUCUCAGGGAAAUAAGGAAGCAGAAACAGGUCAAAGCUUAAAGUUAAAGAAGUCACAUUUUGAAAACACAAAUGAACCACCACUUGAUGUUCAUAGCUUGCAAGCAAACAGGAAUUCAAUAAAAAAAACUAAUCAAACUCAUGGAAAUAAGAGAGGUCAAAAAGGUAUAUUGGACAUUAAGGAAGGUGAAUUUGCCAAAAAUGAAAAAAUGAUACCACAGAAUAUAUCAGAAACUGAACCAGAGACAAUUUCUACAAAAGACUCCCUAGGAUCUCUACAGACAGUGCAAAGUUCCAAAACCACGGAAGCCCCAAACAAUCCAACUGCUGCAAUGGUAUACGGUCCUAAAGAUGAUGAGAGAACUGUUCUUAGACGUGGAAAGAGGAUAAGGAAAGGUGAUGGCAAACAGGAAGCAUCUGAAACCAAACAAAUUGAGAUUUUAGAAAAUAAUCCUACAGAAGCAAAUGAAAAUAUACCAAGAAGAGACAGAGGGAAAAAAGUUCAUUUUGAACUUGAGGAAGCCAGUUCUGCUUCUCUCAGAGGAAAACAAAUUUUACCUGAAGGUAAUGAUAAAGACCAAAAUGAGACUUCAGAAAACAUUCCUUCUCAAGCAAAUGAAAAUCUCUCAAGAAGGGGCAGAAGGAAAGAAGUUGAUCUCUCACCACAUGCAGUUAGUUCCAUUUCUCUUAGAGAAAAAUACGGCUUGCCAGAAAGUGAUGCCAAAAAAGAAGCUACUAAAAAAGACCAAGAUGCAGCUUUGGAAUCUAGUGCUUCCCCAACAAAAGAGAAUACAUCUAGAAGAGGCAGAAGGAAACAGGUUGAUCAUAGAGUACUGGCAGCUAAUUCCACUUUUGGAGGAAAAUUCAGCUUGCCAGGAGAUAGCGGUAAAGAAGAGAUGUCAGAAGAUGAAAAUGUGCCAUUGGAAGCUAUUGUUUCACCUACAAAAGAGAAGCUAUCAAGAAGGGGCAGAAGGAACCAAGUUUCUCUCACAUCUCAGGCAGCUAGUUGCACUUCUCUCAGAGGAAAAAGUAGCUUGACAGAAAAUGGUGGUAAAGAGAAGGUCCCUAAAGAAGACCAAAAUGUGUCUUUGGGAAAUACAGCUGAGGUAAAAGCUAAUCCACCAAGAAAGGGCAGAAGGAAACAGGUUGAGGUAACAACACAGGCAGCUAGUUCCACUUCUCUCCGAGGAAAAAGCAGCUUGCCAGAAAAUGAUGGUAAAGAGAAGGUCCCUAAAGAAGACCAAAAUGUGCCUUUGGGAAAUACUACUGAGGCAAAAGCUAAUCCACCAAGAAAGGGCAGAAGGAAACAGGUUGAGGUCACAACACAGGCAGCUAGUUCCACCCCUCUCCGAGGAAAAAGCAGCUUGCCAGAAAAUGAUGGUAAAGAGAAGGUUCCGAAGGAAGACCAAAAUGUGCCUUUGGAAAAUAUUACUGAGGCAAAAGCUAAUCCACCAAGAAAGGGCAGAAGGAAACAGGUUGAGGUCACAACACAGGCAGCUAGUUCCACUUCUCUCCGAGGAAAAAGCAGCUUGCCAGAAAAUGAUGGUAAAGAGAAGGUUCCGAAGGAAGACCAAAAUGUGCCUUUGGAAAAUAUUACUUCCCAGGCAUCAAAAAGGGGCAGAAGGAAACAGGUUGAUCUCACAUCACAGGCAGCUAGUUCCACCCCUCUCCGAGGAAAAAGCAGCUUGCCAGAAAAUGAUGGUAAAGAGAAGGUCCCUAAAGAAGACCAAAAUGUGCCUUUGGGAAAUACUACUGAGGCAAAAGCUAAUCCACCAAGAAAGGGCAGAAGGAAACAGGUUGAGGUCACAACACAGGCAGCUAGUUCCACUUCUCUCCGAGGAAAAAGCAGCUUGCCAGAAAAUGAUGGUAAAGAGAAGGUCCCUAAAGAAGACCAAAAUGUGCCUUUGGGAAAUACUACUGAGGCAAAAGCUAAUCCACCAAGAAAGGGCAGAAGGAAACAGGUUGAGGUCACAACACAGGCAGCUAGUUCCACUUCUCUCCGAGGAAAAAGCAGCUUGCCAGAAAAUGAUGGUAAAGAGAAGGUUCCGAAGGAAGACCAAAAUGUGCCUUUGGAAAAUAUUACUUCCCAGGCAUCAAAAAGGGGCAGAAGGAAACAGGUUGAUCUCACAUCACAGGCAGCUAGUUCCACCCCUCUCCGAGGAAAAAGCAGCUUGCCAGAAAAUGAUGGUAAAGAGAAGGUUCCUAAAGAAGACCAAAAUGUGCCUUUGGGAAAUACAACCAAGGCAAAAGCUAAUCCACCAAGAAAGGGCAGAAGGAAACAGGUUGAUCUCGCAUCUCAAGCAGCUAGUUCCACUUCUCUCAGGGGAAAACGCCACUUGCCAGAGGAUGAAAAGGCAGCCAAAAAAUUAAAAUCAGAGUGUGGUGAAAGUAUAACUCUGCAGAAAGAAACAAGAAACAAAACUAAAGGAGAACUUGGCAAAGGUGGUAUAAGCAUGAUUCAGAGUGCUGGAGGAACAGAAAGGAAAACAAGAACAAGUGCAAGAACAAGAAAAUAACCUUAAUAGUUGUAGUUCCAGUUUUGAAUUUUUUUCAGAAUUUGAUUUUGCAGGUUUUUUACGUACUUAGAUUUCAUAGAGUUGUAAAGCAUUCCGUGAAUUUAGGUAUAAUGGAGAUAUGUUUAUCUGUUUAUAUAAGUAGAAGAGAGACCUCUUUUAAUGGCAUAAUUCAGCCAAAUAUAUUUGCUUUCCAAACUGUUGUGAGCUUGUGCAAAAUUACAGCAACCAAAAAACUUUCUGUGGCAACACUGAUGCCUCCUUUCAUUGAUGAUCAUUUCAGCAGUCUGGAAGUUGUAUUACUUUGCUGAAUCUGCCCAUAUGUAAUUGUACGUUCUUAUCUAGUUAGCUUAAUUUUGGGAUACUGAAGUUUUAUUUUUUCAUGAAAGUUCUGUAAAUAUCCUUUUAAAAAAGUCUACAGGUUUUUAUUAGCAAAACUAUUAUGUGAGAAUUCUGAUUUAACAGCUUAAAUUGACUACUGCAAAAAAUGCAAAUAGAUUUUUAUAAGAGUUAAUAAAUUUUGUAAAUGUUAA
Mauremys mutica (yellowpond turtle) is the source of this 8552-nucleotide messenger RNA. It is a transcript of the gene MKI67, whose product is annotated as marker of proliferation Ki-67. The record is from RefSeq and is a predicted model, not a curated record. The transcript is spliced from 18 exons. Gene Ontology annotation, biological process: regulation of mitotic nuclear division; regulation of chromosome segregation. Gene Ontology annotation, molecular function: protein binding. NCBI's taxonomy places the organism in Eukaryota, Metazoa, Chordata, Testudines, Geoemydidae. The coding region runs from base 1 to 8022 and encodes 2673 amino acids. Gene Ontology annotation, cellular component: chromosome; nucleus.